This is a messenger RNA of Ceratotherium simum simum (southern white rhinoceros), 2856 nucleotides long. Lineage: Eukaryota; Metazoa; Chordata; Mammalia; Perissodactyla; Rhinocerotidae. The record is from RefSeq and is a predicted model, not a curated record.
CGGCCAUAAACAGUCAAUAACAUAAAUGACAGUUUGCUCUUUGUACUCUUCCUGUGCAACAACACAGAGAUCAAGCUGAACACAACAAAACCACAUGAAAAUAGAGCUCAGUGUUUUAUAUUACAGAACACGGUUUAUACAACCUAUUCGGAACAUUUAGGAGAAUUUUGCAUUCAAUGGUAAACCAGAACAUAUAAGAUGCAGUGAGGACACAUGGUGGCGCUGCAGGUUAAAUCAUGGAAAACAGACUUGCCUAUGCAGCUCCAGUAUCCAGCCAAACAGUUUCACGCUGCCUGGAAGCUAAAGAAUAGCUUUCUCAGCCAGAGCAAAAGUGAGUGCGAAACCUCUUUAAAACUCUAUUUGGCGGCAUAGUUCUGACACUCUGGACUGCAGGACCGGGCUACAAGGAUCCUGGGCGGCAUACGUGAAGCUCCUGUGAACCCAAAUUUCAGGAAAGAGCAAUGGAGAUUGGAUGGAUGCGCAAUCAGAGGCAAAGGCAAGUCCUAGUUUUCUUUGUUUUGCUGAGCAUGUCUGGGGCGCGCGCCGAGUUGGGGCCCUAUUCAGUAGUGGAAGAAACGGAGAGAGGCUCCUUUGUGGCAAAUCUAGGAAAAGACCUGGGGUUAGGGUUGACAGAGAUGUCCACCCGGGGAGCCCGGAUCAUUUCCCAGGGUAACAAAGAGCAUUUGCAGCUCAAGGUUCAGACUGGGGAUUUGCUCAUAAAUGAGAAACUAGAUCGAGAGGAGCUAUGCGGUCCCAUUGAGCCUUGCUUACUACAUUUCCAAGUGUUAAUGGAAAAACCUUUAGAGAUAUUUCAGGCUGAACUGAGGGUGAAAGACAUAAAUGACCAUUCUCCCGUGUUCACUGAAAGAGAAAUGAUUCUAAAAAUACCGGAAAACAGUCCUCUAGGAAAUGCAUUCCCUUUGAGUAAUGCUCUAGACUUGGACGUAGGAAGCAACAAUGUUCAGAACUAUAAAAUCAGCCCCAACUCCCAUUUCCGGGUUCUAACCCGCAAUCGCAGUGACGGCAGAAAAUACCCUGAGCUGGUCUUGGACAAGGAACUGGAUCGAGAGGAGGAGCCUGAAAUCUCCUUAACCCUGACGGCGCUGGAUGGCGGCUCUCCGCCUCGGUAUGGGACCGCCCAAGUGCGCAUUGAAGUGGUGGACAGCAAUGAUAAUGCCCCUGAGUUUGGGCAGCCUCUCUACAAGGCGCAUAUUCCCGAGAACAGCCCCAUAGGCUCCCUGGUUGUCAUCGUCUCUGCCAGCGAUUUAGACAGUGGAAUCAAUGGAAAAAUAUCUUACACACUCUUUCAGCCUUCAGAAGAUACUAGCAAAACUUUGAAGGUAAAUCCUAUGACAGGCGAAAUUCGACUGAGAAAACAAGUAGAUUUUGAAACCGUUCAGUCUUACGAAGUGGAUAUCAAGGCCACUGAUGGGGGAGGUCUUUCAGGAAAAUGCACUCUUCUCCUGCAGGUGGUGGACGUCAACGAUAAUCCCCCAGCAGUGACCAUGUCCGCACUCACUAGCCCCAUCCCAGAGAACUCACCUGAGAUUGUAGUUGCUGUUUUCAGUGUUUCAGAUCCUGACUCCGGGGAAAAUGGGAAGACUAUUUCCUCCAUCCAGGAUGACCUUCCUUUUCUUCUAAAACCUUCAGUCAAGAACUUUUACACCUUGGUAACGAAGAGAGCGUUAGACAGAGAAGAAAGAGCCGAGUACAACAUCACCAUCACCAUCACCGACAUGGGAUCCCCCAGGCUGAAAACCCAGCACAACAUAACCCUGCUGGUCUCCGACGUCAAUGACAACGCCCCCGACCCGCUCACCGUCUACUUGGUCAUCGCCCUGGCCGCGGUGUCGUCGCUCUUCCUCUUCUCGGUGCUCGCGUUCAUCGCGGUGCGGCUGUGCAGGAGGAGCAGGGCCGCCUCGCUGGGUCGCUGCUCGGUGCCUGAGGGCCACUUUCCGGGCCACCUGGUGGACGUCACCGGUACUGGGACCCUGUCCCAGAGCUACCAGUAUGAGGUGUGUCUGACCGGAGGUACUGGGACAAAUGAGUUCAAGUUCCUGAAGCCGAUUCUCCCCAAUAUCCAGGCACAGGACCCUGGGAGGAAUAGUGAAGAAAAUCCCUCCUUGCGAAAUAGCUUUGGAUUUAAUUUUCAGUAAGUUUUUUUUAUAUAUAUUUUCAUGUACUUUUGAAGUGUUAUAUAACCAUGUCAAUAUUAGUGUAGUUUUAAAACUCCAAGUUAAAUUACUAUGCAACUUCAAGCCUAAUCUUAAAGUUCUGUAUAUCUGUGUUUUUACAAUGUUACUUCAUCCUUUUUUGCAUUAAUCAGCAGUUAGUUUUCAUUAGUACCCAUUUCUAAAUAAUAGUUUUAAGGUUUAAUCCUUUCAAUAUGGACAAAGUUUUAGUUAUUUCUCAUUCUAGAAAACUAAGGUUUUGAUUUUUCUCCUAGUAUUUUUCAUAGUCUGCAUCUUAUGAUCUUAUCCACCUGUCUGUUUUACUUCCUUCAUGUAAGAAGGCAUACCUGCACUUCUGAUCGUAUUCUAACAUUCUGUUUAAUCUCGUUGAAAAAAUAUUAUCUAGUUCUAAAUCACAGCAUUUAAAAAGAAAUAUUUCUCUAGUACUCUGCUCUUGAGAAAAUGAAACAUCAUUUUGUGAGUGACAGUGUACUCCAAUACUAUAUGUGUGUUCAUAUUAUUAUUUCAUUUCCUUUAAAUACACUCCUCUUACUCAGUUAAUAUUUUGUAAUGUCCACUUUUGCUGAUGUAUAAAACAGAUAAUGUCUUAUAAUUCAAACAAAAUGUAAUAACCUGCAUGAAAAGGAAUAUAAAUAAAAACAUUUUGAAAAUUUGUGAGAAUAUU